AUGCAGUCAAAAGAGUUACUAGAUGCAACUAAGUUGCACGAGGAGAUGCUUCAGCGACCGGAUCCCACAAUCUCAGAACAGCAGCGUACGCUCAGUGAGCUCGCCCACCUCGACAGCAUAGAUGCGCAGCUUGUGGAACACUGGAAGGACCUCCAUACAAGCCUCAUCUCCCGGACAGCCCUGCUGGCCAACAUUAUGGGUUAUCAAGGAUUCUUUGCAACAUCAAUACUACUGGACUAUGCGGGACACUCACCGCGCGAGGCAGGCCUUGGCUCUUGGGUGUCCAAGCACCUUGAGACGCUCAACAAGCACCACAGCACGGGAGAGAAAAGUGAUAAGGAUAUCAAGCUGUACCAAAAAACGUUUGCGAGUCCCAAAAAGGAAAUGAUGCUAGACCAGGAUCACGUUGAGAGAAGACUCAGGAUUGCUGCAGCACAGCCAUACCCCACCGGCGAGAUUUUCCGCCUGAUCGAUGAAUGCGACUGGGCGAGUCUGGCCGCGAUGCUGAUCGACGACCGCAAGCUUGCCGUGACCUUAUACAGCCAGAAGCCGCUGGACCCAAAGUCCUACAACGACAAUAUAUCAAAGAUAGUGCUACGGAAAAUGGACGAGAUAAAGGACAAAUAUUUCACGGACCUCUCCAGAGCGUCCACGUACACAACCAGCAAGCACGCAAAAGACCUGUCGGCCAGGAAAGCAGCUGGACUUGCCCAUUUCCACAGAACCGAAUCGACAUUCAGACGAAGACUGGGCUGUGGCGACCGCGAAAGGCGUCUUCAACAAGGUUAUCAGCAGCCUCGGGCUUGGGGCGGGCACAAGUCCCACAUCUGGGCCCUCAAAUGCUUCUCCCAGGGCCAGCACGGGAUUCAACAGCUCAAUUGCUCCCAUCGACGAAUAACUGAUAUUGAAUGA
Molecule: messenger RNA, 912 nt
Organism: Diaporthe citri
Lineage: Eukaryota; Fungi; Ascomycota; Sordariomycetes; Diaporthales; Diaporthaceae
Exons: 2
Coding region: 1-912 (303 amino acids)
Source: RefSeq, a predicted model, not a curated record